AUGUCGAGCAACGGCAACUUUCAGUUCGACCCGUCGCGUCUCACGAAAGCUGCCGCCGCUGAAUUCUCGUCUUCGGCAUCAGAAGACGAGGAUGACUACCGCAUACCAGGCGUGGCAGCGGACGACGAUGAGUUCGGCGACUUUAACCCCAGAAAAAAGCGGCGACUCGGCAAGAACAAUAAGGAGAAGGCUGCACUUGGUAUUUUUGGCUCCGACAGCGAGGAUGAUGGGCCAGGGUCGAGAUGGAAACGAAAGUCUCUCCGAAAUAAGGGCAUGACCUUUGUUUCGACGAAUUCCAAAGCAAACAAAUCCGAGGACGAAAUGGAAUCAGAGGAUAACAAGCCGGUGUUGGGCAGUUGGAAUAAUGACGAAGACGACGACGGUCAAGACGAUGACGAAGAAGACGACGAUGACAACACAACAAGUGGUAUUGGGUUGGGCUUUGGGCGCGGCCUAGGCUCUACAUUCCAGCGAGCCACCGAAGAUGAAGAAGACGAGACCAUAAAAGCCUCUCCUCCGAAGGUGAAGUCUAGAUUCCAAGGGGGCGGCGUCCUUGGAAGGGGCUUCGUGCCAUCAUCCGCGAACGAGCCCGUUUUAAAAGAGACGGUGGCGAAUAAAGAACCACCUCAAAACAAACCACAGCAUAGCACUUUCACUAGCAAAGGAAAAAUCAACGCCAAAGGCUUUGGAGCACGAAUGAUGGCUAAAAUGGGCUACGUCCAAGGCACAGGUCUCGGUAAAGAAGGACAAGGAAGAAACUUAAUCAUUGAAGCGAAUCUACGACCUCAAGGUGCUGGUUUGGGAGCCGUCAAGGAGAAAUCCGAACAUGAACGCCGGGAAGAGAAGCGCCAAGCGGAAUUACGGGGCGAAAAGGUAAUCGAUUCUGAUGAAGAGGAGAAGAAACGCAAGAGAGCCAAGAAGAAGGCUCUCGGAGGUGCAGCUGGCAGCGGUGCUAGUACUCCGCGAAGACAAAAGACGAAAUACUUGACAGCUGAAGAAUUGAAAGCCUCAGCUCCGGGCUUAAAUAUUCCAGAAGCUUUUACGCCCAUUUUGGACAUGACUGGACCUGGGAGCAAGAUGCUCACAUCAACAAGCGGAAUCAUGACGCCAACAUCUGGUGUGCCUGAAUCAACAGAACUGAUUGAGGCAAGGAAAUUGGUCAAACGAGCGCAAGCAGAUCUCCAAGCUUUUUCUGAAGAGUGGAGAAGCCUUGAGGAACGCAAGACUUGGGUCAAUGCUGAACUGGAGGAAAGGGAACGAGAAAUGGAAGACCUGCGGUCCGACUUUGAGAGACUCCAAGCGUUUUCUAGCAUGAUUGCUGAACAGCUCACCGUGGAUUCCGACUGGGAUUUAGUUAUCAACUGUUUGCAGAAAGCAGCUGAGCUUGGUACUGCCAACGCUGACACGGCAGACAUUGCCGUCGCUGCGGUUCACCCUUUCUUCCGAGACACUGAAUGGGAUCCUCUCGCAGAACCGUCUAAGUUUACGCCGGAACUCAAGCGUUUAGCACCAUUGCUCAUGAAGUCGCAAAAUGAAGGUCGCUCUGUUGACAAGUGGCACUCGAACAGUCUGCAGCAGGAAGGCAUCUAUCGGAGACACCAGAAAGCUACAACACCGUACGAAAGCAUGAUGUAUAAAAACUGGCUGCCGCGUGUUGUCACAGCAAUCCGCGAAUGGGACCCGUUGACGCCGAGUCCAAUGCUCGACGUGGUAGAGAGCUGGAACGACCUGCUCCCCCCUUUCAUAAGAGCUCAGGUCAUGGACCAUGUAGCACGGAAGCUUGAGACUGCGGUUUCGGACUGGAAUCCCAAAAAGAAGCGUCAAAGUCACCAUCUGCCGCACACUUGGCUCUUCCCGUGGUUACAGCACCUGCCUCCGUACCACCUAGAUCCAAAGGGCACCGGCCUAGUGGCAGACGUCAAGAGAAAGUUCCGACAGCUCAUUGACGUCUGGGAGUUUGAGCGCGGAACAGUACCUGGCCUGAAGCAAUGGGAGGACGUCUUGGGCAGUCAAUGGCGACCACUUAUCAUGUCUCACGUACUUCCAUCCAUGGGUCGAUACUUGAGAAUGAAUUUCCGUGUCGACCCUGCAGACCAAGAGCCUUACCUCCCUGUCCUCACAGGGGUGAUGACGUGGAAUCGCAUGCUUGGUGACACCAUUAUUGCCGAGGUGCUUGUACAAGAUGUCUUUCCAAUGUGGUACGACAAACUGCGGGAGUGGUUGGCCCUUGGCGAAGCAGACCUUGAGGAAGUGGCAGAGUGGUACAGCUGGUGGCGUGGCGUGUUGUUGAAGGACAUGGCUCACGUCAAGGGGGUCAGAAAUGAAUUGGAUAAGGGACUGCAAAUUAUGAACAUUGUGUAA
Pochonia chlamydosporia 170 is the source of this 2361-nucleotide messenger RNA. Its product is annotated as G-patch domain-containing protein. Gene Ontology annotation, biological process: spliceosomal complex disassembly. Gene Ontology annotation, molecular function: nucleic acid binding. The transcript has a single exon. Lineage: Eukaryota; Fungi; Ascomycota; Sordariomycetes; Hypocreales; Clavicipitaceae. Gene Ontology annotation, cellular component: U2-type post-mRNA release spliceosomal complex. Bases 1 to 2361 code for a protein of 786 amino acids. The record is from RefSeq and is a predicted model, not a curated record.